GUACCAUCUGACAGAUGCAUUGUUUGGUGGUGAAAACGAGGAGAGCUUAGGAACACUGAAAGUCAUAUAUUAGACGCACAUGUAUACACAUAGAGGCAUUUCAGGAAGCUCAAGCAACAAACUGCACCAGCGCAAAAAAACUGGAGCUCAACCUGAGUGGAUUUACAUCAGUAUUAAGAAGACUGAGACUCCUGCCAUGUGUUGCAGUUAUUUUCUAUGGCUUUUGAAAUUGUUCUACAAUAAUAUGAUUUUUUAAAAACCACAACAAACACAGGGGUUAAAAGUUACUUCUUGAAGAAGAAAGUCUGACAUCGGGGUCUAUAUCCUCUUGGUCUAAAGAAGAGAUCCUGAAUAUUAGUGUUUUGGCUGGUCCUAAAUUCUGAUUUAAUACCCCUGUUGACACAUCUGGGUAUGUGCCACAGAAACUUGUGUCAUUCCAAAUUCUGAUAAAACACAAAAAUAAGUGACAGUAAAAAUAAAAAUGGAUGUUUUUGGUGGUGCUCCACGUGUGCUUGGUUACCCACGGCCAGUUCUGGUGAAAUGUGGAACAGAUGCUGUGCUUAAAUGUCAGAUUGGUGGAGAUCCCCAACCAGAUGUGAUAUGGGAGCGGAAAAAUGAGUCUAUUCAUCCUGAGGGUCGUUACCGUAUUACCCAAGAUGGCAAAGUGUACACACUUUACAUAUCUGGGGUCACUAUGGAAGAUGCUGGACAGUAUAUUUGCAAAGCCAAGAACAAUAUUGGGGAAACAUAUGCAGCUGCUACCCUUAAAGUGCAAGAGGAGCUUCAAGAGCAGCAAACACAGCCAGCCCAAGCACCACCACCCCAACAAAAUGAAGUAGAAGUAAUUCCACCAGAACAAGAUAUAAAAAUGAAGAUACAACAACAAGUCGGGGUGGAAAUGAAAAAAGACCCAUUCCAAGACAACAAGCCCUAUUUUUUGAUCAAACCACUUUCACUGAGAGUAGAUCGUGGAGAAGAUGCUGCCUUCUCCUGCAAGAUCUCAGGCGAUCCUUUGCCUCAGGUGGUUUGGGAGAAAGAUGGUAAGCAGUUGAAUGAGAUCUAUGAGAGUGCCCACUUUCAUGUGGGCCAGCAAGAUGGUGGCUGGUUUCAGUUAAAAAUUUUCAAAACAAGAACUCCAGAUGGAGGUGUCUACAUGUGCAAAGCAGUCAACAAGCAUGGAGAAGCAAUAACUGGAGCAGUGCUCCUGGUAGAGCCCAUUCCAGAACACAGAGAGGGAAGCAUGACAAAUGGUUACACCAACGGUCAUUAUUCACCACAACAUUCAAGGGCCAAACACUCAAAAGAACCUCACCUGAAUGUGUCAAAGGCAAAGAAAUUCACUGUCACUGAAGGCAAACAUGCCAAAUUCCGUUGCUAUGUCACAGGAAAGCCUAAGCCAGAGAUUGUAUGGAAGAGAAAUGGAGAAAGCAUUAUGCCAAGUCGAAGACAUCUCAUUUUUGAGGAUAGAGAGGGAUAUUACACCUUGAAAGUACUGUACUGUAAGCAGCAGGAUACAGGACUCUACAUCUGUGCUGCAUCGAAUGCCCUGGGAAACACACUGAGUGCUGUGCAACUGUCAGUUAAAGGGCCUCCAGUUCGAUUUAAGCGAGCUCUUCAAGAUGCAGAGUUCAGAGAGAGAGAUUUUGCUGUUCUUGAAUGUGAGGUUCCAGAGGAGUCCAUUUCCACCGCAUGGUACUUGGAGGAUCAAAGGUUGCAGCAUGGAAACAAGUAUAACAUGGAACAGAAGGGCACAUGGAGAAGACUAACCAUACAAAAUGUUGGGGCGGAUGAUGAUGGAGUUUACCUGUGUGAGAUGCCUGAUGGUGGAAAGACUAUUGCAGAAUUAGCAGUUAAAGGUACGAUUGUGAAGAAACUUCCACGGAGGUUAGAGGUGAUGGAAGGAGAGAAUGCAGCAUUCUUUGUGGAGGUGGAACAAGACGACAUGGACAUCUGCUGGUUUAAAGAUGGACUGCAGUUGCAAGAAACCCAUCAAACCAUUAUCAAAUCUUUUGGCAAAACUCACAUCCUGGUCUUUGUCAACACAUCAUAUCAAGAUUCUGGAACAAUCACAUUUAUGGCAGGCAGAUCAACAACAAGCUCCAAACUUAGGGUCAAAACUGCACGACACUGCCCACCCAUCUGUCCUGUGGGUGUCCAGAUGAACACUGACUGUUGUCUAAAUGGUGUCGUCCUUUCCUGGUCACCAUCGCCUAAUUUACAAAACUCCACUACUAAGUCAGUGUAUGUGCUAGAACGCCAAGAAGUGGGGUCUCAGGAAUGGCAGCGAUGUCUGACAACAGAGACGGGCACAUCUGCUGAGGUCCUGGGUGAUAGUGUGCCAUGUGAGGGUGACUUCCGUUUCCGAAUCUGCUGUGUUAAUAAAUAUGGAAGAAGUGGGCAUGUGGAGUUCCCCAAAGUAGUACAUCUGGCCCCAGGUCCAAAGAUUAAAAGCCCUCUAAAGAAUGCUGUGGUGACUGAAGGGGAGGAUGCUGUGUUCUCCAUUGAACUCUCUUCAGAAUUGAUUGGCACAUGGUUCCUGAAUAGCCAGCAGUUGCAGCAAAGUGAACACUUCUCCAUGACUCAGUCAAAGAACCAACACAUCCUUCGAAUCCGCCAAGUGCCAAAUGUGUAUGAUGGAGCUGAAAUCACUUUUAUUGCCACUGGUGUACGAGAUUCAGCCUCCCUACAGAUUAAAGUAUCUGAGGUGAAAUUUUUACCAUUGUCAGAGAUGGACACCAAAAAGACCACUGAGUUGGGCAAUCCCAUUGUGCUUUACUGUGAGGUGUCCCAGCCCACAGCCACCGUCCAAUGGUUCAAAGAUGGAGAGAAGCUACAUGCAGAGGAGGGUCUGAAUAUCCAGUCAGAUGGCAACAUGAGGAGGAUCAUCAUCCAUUCAGCAGAAUACUCUCAUUCUGGAGUGUACACAUGCCAAUCAAACACUGACAUUCUCACAUUCAAUGUGAAUGUUGAAGCACCUCCUGUGUUAUUUAAAGAAAUAAAAGCAGAAGAGAGGCAGAAAAGCGCUAUGGAGCUGGAUCCUGUGGUCCUGACUUGUGAAAUCUCUCAACCAGAAGCCCCAUCGUGCUGGUUUAAAGAUGGAGUUGCAGUUCUUCAGUCAGAAAACAUCACCAUUCAGUCUGAAGGCAGCAUGAGAAGACUUAUAAUACGUUCAGCAGAACUGGUAGAUGCUGGAAUGUAUACUUGCCAAGCAGGCGACCAAACUAUGUCAUUUUCUGUCAACAUUAAAGAACCUCCAGUUACAAUUGUGGACCCAAAAGAUGACAUCCAUAUGGAGCGCUAUGUCUCUGAGGAGAUAGUCCUAAACUGUGAGCUCUCUCGAUCUAAUGGAGAGGUUCAGUGGUUUAAAGAUGGCCUAAAGCUCCAAGAGACUGACAAUAUCCGCCUCAGUGCUGAAGGACCAUACAGGAAGGUGAUCAUUCUCUGUGCUUCCAAGCGGGACUCUGGAGAGUAUGUAUGUGAUGCAGGAGGUGACUCGAUUUUCUUUCAGCUCCUUAUUACAGAGGCUCCAGUUCGCUUUGUAUCCCCCACUGAGUCAGAGGUAGAGGUGUGCAUAAUGAGCUCUGAGAAGCUGGUCCUAAACUGUGAGAUCUCCAAAGCAGAUGCAGAAGUCUGCUGGUUUUGUGAUGGCAUGGAGGUAGAUGAGAAUGAUAACCUGAAACUAGAAGAUGACGGGAUUUACCGCAGGCUGGUGAUUCCCUGUACAACCAUAGACGAUUCUGCAGAAUAUGUUUGUGAGACAGCAGAUGACACUGUCACAUUUUGGGUAAAAAUAGAAGAGCCUCCUGUGAAACUUUCUUCCUCCAAGCAGUCAGGCAGCAUUUCUGAGAGUUUUGCAGGUGACCCUGUUAUUUUAGAGCUUGAGGUUUCCCGUGAAAAUGCAGAAGUGUGCUGGAUGAAAGAUGGCAUGAAAGUAGAAGAGAGCAGUAACAUUACAAUUACGGAGAAUGGCCUCACACGCAAGAUAACCAUCCAUUGCCCAACUCUAAACGAUUCUGGGAUAUAUACCUGCAAUGCCAUUGAUGACACAAUGGAUUUUAAAGUCAAAAUUACUGAAGCACCAGUAACAAUCCUGAAUAAAUCUCAGAUCAAGAAUGAGCACAAGGUUAUGUUGUAUGAUGAUGUUGUAUUGGAGUGUGAGCUGUCUUCAGCAAAUGGUAUGGUCACCUGGUAUAAAAAUGGCAGUCCAAUUGAAGAGAAUGAGCGCUUCUGUUUGGAGGAGGAAGGAACAUUUCGAUCCCUGGUCAUUCUCUGUGCGGAGCUGCAGGACUCUGGAGAAUAUAUGCUUGAUGCUAAAAAUGAUACAUUUUCAUUUCAUGUCACAGUACAAGAGCCAUCAGUGAAGAUCAUUGGCAAUUCUGGUGAUCCUGACUACCAGGAGAUGGUGACAGGAGAUGAUCUCAUCUUAGCCUGUGAGGUUUCCCGAGCCAAUGCACCGGUGAAGUGGCUAUUUAAUGAAAAACUAUUGAUCCCCGAUGAGCGCACACAUAUUGAAAGCCAAGGAACACUCCGGAAACUUACUAUAUCUAACGUCCUCAUUUCUGACUCUGGGAAAUACAUGUGUGAUGCUGUAGAUGACAAGAUGCUAACUGUUGUUAAAGUUCAAGAGCCCCCUGUUGAGUUCCUCAACAAACAAGAGGUGAACUUGGUCACUGGUUAUGAAGCAGAACCUGUCACCUUUACUGCUAUGGUUUCCAGACCCAAUGCCCAAGUGCGGUGGCUUAAAGACUGGACUCAAAUCAGCGGAGAACGAUUCCACACAGCUAGCCUGGGUCUGACCCGCACUUUCACCAUCGACCCAUUAAAGAAGCUAGACAGUGGAGAGUACACAUGUGAUGCAAACUCAGAUGAGAUGCACUUCAGUCUACUUGUCAAAGAUAUGCGUAUUAAAUUUGUGAAGCCACUUAUAGACACAGUGGCACAUAAAGAUGGUAUGAUCACCCUAUGCUGUGAGCUAUGCAAGGCCAAAGCAGAUGUCCAGUGGAAGAAAGAUGGAGUGGAAAUCAUUCCAAGCCGUCGCUUUUCUAUCCGUGCUAAUGAGACAGAGAGAAGUCUCACAAUCCAUCGUAUCACCAAAGAAGAUGCCGGAGAAUAUGCUUGUGAGUCCAAAGAUGACAGCACCAGCGCCAGACUAAAGGUGGAAUUACCUCGUGUGGUGGAAUUUCUUACAGAGCUUCACAAUACUACAGUUAUGGAGGGCGAAGAUGCUACGUUUAAGUGUGUAGUCUCUCCUGAUGAUGUUCAGUUGGUCUGGCUCAUGGAUGGAGAGCCCAUCAAACCCAGCGAUCGAUUCCAGAUUGAACAAAACAGCCUCUGCCACACUCUGAUUAUCCACAAGGUCCAGCUGCUGGACUCCUCUCGAAUCACUGCUGAAGCUGAGGGUCUCAUUUCUAAAGCUAGCCUUAAGGUCCAGGAGGCACAGGUCUUGUUUACAAAGAGAAUGGAGGCAGUGAUGGCUGAGGAGUUUGGAGAGGCUACAUUAGAGACAGAAGUGAGUCUGGAGUCCGGAGAGGUACAGUGGAUGAGACAGGGGGUUGUGAUUCAGCCGGGACCCAAACAUAAACUCACUCAGAAUGGCUGUAAACGCAUCUUGACCAUCACUAACCUCAGCCUGUCUGAUCGAGGCACCUACCGCUGCGAGACCCUCCAUGACCGCACACAGGUUAAACUCAAUGUGGAGCCGAGGAAGAUUGCCAUACGCAAAGGAAUGAUGGACGUUGAGACAUUUGAGAGAGAGACAGCAUCCUUCGAGGUGGAACUUUCUCACACUGAUGUGGAGGGAGUGUGGCAGAAAGAUGGUCUGCGUAUCAAACCAAAUAAUAACUGGCGCGUUAGUUCCAAUGGACUAGUACAUGGCCUCACACUCUCCAACCUCACAAUGGAGGAUACGGGAAGCAUUGUCUUUUCUGCUGAGGGACUGAGAAAUACUGCCAGACUGGUAGUCAGAGAAACACCAGUAGCGAUCUUUAAGAAGUUGUCUGAUGUCAGAAUUGAGGAGGAAUCUUCAGUUGUUUUGGAGUGUGAGUUAUCUAGGCCAAAUGUGGAUGUCAGAUGGCAAAAGAAUGGGAUAGAGCUCAAAUCCAGUAAGACUUUAAGGAUUUAUUCCAUGGGACGCAAGCGCUGUUUGCAGAUCUUGGAAUGCAGCAUCAGUGACUCAGGCCUUUAUACUUGUGAAAUAGAUGACCUCAGCACUUCCUGCAAAGUUGAGGUCUACGAACAUGAAUUAGAAAUCAUAACUGGCUUGGAGGAUCUUUGGAUUAAGGAAGACCAGAAUGCUGUCUUUAUGUGUGAACUGUCCAUGGAAGAUAUGCCUGGUGAAUGGUACAAAAAUGGCAGCAGGAUACGUCCCACUUCCACCAUCAAAACUCGUACUGAGGGUACAAAGCAUUUCCUGCUUAUAUGCAAUGUAAAGGCAGAAGAUUCUGGAGAAAUCAAGUUUGUUUCCAAACAAGUGGAGUCGGUUGCCUGCCUUGAGGUUGAAGAGCUUCCUGUAAGCAUUGUCCGUCCCCUGAGAGAUCGUACAGCACUGGAAAAACACAGAGUUAUUCUAGAAUGCACUGUAUCAUCCCCAAAUUGUGAUGUCACCUGGUACAGAGAGAAUGAAGAGCUGGAAUCCACAGAACAUAUGGAAAUAAUACAAGAAGGCUGUUACCACAAACUUGUCAUCCAGCAGGUGGCACUGGAGGAUGAAGGAACUUAUAGUAUUGAGGUUGGGGAGCAUACAUCCACAGCCAAGCUGAUGGUGGAAGCCCAGUCUAUCCUAGUGGUGAAGAAUAUAGAGGAUGUGGAAGUGAGAGCUCCUGAAACAGCCUUCUUCCAGUGUGAGGUGUCGGUGGCCCUCAUCAAGCCUCCUGUCUGGACUUUGAAUGGGGAGACUCUGCAGUCAGGGCCUAAUGUUCGAAUAGAUAACCAAGGGACUGUACACAAACUGACAUUAAAAAAAACAAGCUCUGAUAUGAGUGGGACAGUCAAGUUUACCACAGGGAAAGCCAAGACUACUGCCAUACUGACAGUGCUGUAGUAAAUUAUCACAUACAAGAUUAUCACAUACAGGUGGAGAACAUGAAAGAGGGAAUUACAAUAUAAUUGGUGUGUGUGGUCAUAUCUAGAGUUCAACUGUAUAUAAGUUCAAUGUAUGAGCAAUAUCACACUCACAACAGUGCAAUGUGGCUGUAUAUUGGCACUGGUGGGAGGCCUGCAUUGGCUUGAGGCAAUAUACAGUCAUAUCGCACUGUUAUGAGUGUGAUAUUGCGUUUAUACAACAGUUUGAAGACAUAAUUGUGUCUAUAAAAAAGAAAAUCAAA
Danio aesculapii is the source of this 7322-nucleotide messenger RNA. It is a transcript of the gene obsl1a, whose product is annotated as obscurin like cytoskeletal adaptor 1a. Bases 482 to 7039 code for a protein of 2185 amino acids. Gene Ontology annotation, molecular function: protein binding. NCBI's taxonomy places the organism in Eukaryota, Metazoa, Chordata, Actinopteri, Cypriniformes, Danionidae. The record is from RefSeq and is a predicted model, not a curated record. The transcript has 24 exons.